Messenger RNA from Ctenopharyngodon idella (grass carp), 2851 nucleotides. It is a transcript of the gene colgalt1b, whose product is annotated as collagen beta(1-O)galactosyltransferase 1b. Lineage: Eukaryota; Metazoa; Chordata; Actinopteri; Cypriniformes; Xenocyprididae. Gene Ontology annotation, molecular function: procollagen galactosyltransferase activity. The transcript is spliced from 12 exons. The coding region runs from base 131 to 1945 and encodes 604 amino acids. The record is from RefSeq and is a predicted model, not a curated record.
CCGUAUUUAUGUCGGUUGGCAAUAAAUCGCCGAUGGUCACUGUUCGCGUCAGCGCUCCGCGACCAGUCUCGCUGCUCCGCUUUUCUGCCUGAUCUUCCGCUUUUUCUCGGGCGUCGCUCGUUCUCCACCCAUGCAUUUACUGUAUUUCUUUUUCCUGCUGUUAUGGACCGGUCCGGUGCGCAGUUAUUUUCCGGAGGAGCGCUGGAGCCCGGAGUCCGCGCUGCUCGCGCCGCGGGUGCUGGUCGCGCUGGUGUGCCGCAACUCAGCGCACUCUCUGCCGCACGUCCUCGGCGCCAUCGACCGCCUCAACUACCCCAAAGACCGCAUGGCUGUAUGGGUGGCCACAGAUCAUAACUCAGACAACACCACCGCCGUUCUGCGCGAAUGGCUGAUAAACGUCCAGAACUUUUAUCAUUAUGUGGAGUGGAGACCGCAGGAGGAGCCCAGCAUCUAUGAGGACGAGAGCGGACCGAAGCACUGGACGAACCUUCGGUACGAGCACGUGAUGAAGCUGCGUCAGGCGGCCCUGGAGACGGCCAGAGAGAUGUGGGCCGACUACUUCCUGAUAGUGGACUGUGAUAAUCUGCUGACCAACCGGGACGUUUUAUGGAAGCUGAUGAAGGAGAAUAAGACGAUCGUGGCACCGAUGCUGGAGUCCAGAGCGGCGUAUUCAAACUUCUGGUGCGGCAUGACCUCUCAGGGUUAUUACAAGCGGACGCCGGCCUACAUGCCCAUCCGCCGGCAGGAGAGGAAGGGCUGCUUCGCCGUUCCCAUGGUUCACUCCACCUUCCUGGUGGAUCUGAGGAAGGAAGCGUCCCGUCAGCUGGCGUUCUUCCCGCCUCAUCCCGACUACAGCUGGGCCUUCGACGACAUCAUCAUCUUCGCCUUCUCCGCGCGGAUGGCAGACGUUCAAAUGUACAUCUGCAACAGAGAGACUUAUGGGUAUUUCCCCGUGCCCCUGCGCUCCCAUAAUACCUUGCAGGAUGAGGCGGACAGUUUUCUGCACUCGCAGCUGGAGGUUAUGGUGCGCAAUCCUCCGUCAGAGCCGUCCGGCUAUCUCUCACUUCCUCCUAAACAACCCGAUAAAAUGGGCUUUGAUGAGGUGUUCAUGAUAAACCUGCUGAGGCGUUCGGACCGCAGGGAUCGUAUGUUGAGGACUCUCUACGAACAAGAGAUCGCCUGCAAGAUCAUCGCAGCUGUAGAUGGCAAGGCGUUGAACACCAGUCAGGUGGAGGCACUGGGGAUCGAGAUGCUGCCCGGAUACAGCGACCCGUAUCACGGCCGGCCGCUCACUAAAGGAGAGCUGGGCUGCUUCCUGUCGCACUACAACAUCUGGACAGAGAUUGUGGAUCGGGGGCUGAAGAUGUCUCUGGUGAUCGAGGACGACCUGCGCUUCGAGGUUUUCUUUAAGCGUCGCCUGCAGAAUCUGAUGCUUGAGAUCCAAUCUGAGCAGCUGGACUGGGACUUGAUUUAUAUCGGACGGAAGAGGAUGCAGGUGGACCAUCAGGAGAAAUCUGUUCCCAGAAUCCACAACCUGGUGGAGGCCGAUUAUUCCUACUGGACGCUGGGAUACAUGAUCUCGUUACGCGGCGCUCAGAAGCUGCUGCGGGCCGAACCGCUGAAGAAGAUGCUGCCGGUGGACGAGUUUCUGCCCGUCAUGUACAACAAACACCCCAUCGAGGAGUACAUGUCUCACUUCGAGCGGCGUGACCUGCGGGCGUUCUCGGCCGAGCCGCUGCUGGUUUACCCCACGCAUUACACGGGCGACCCGGGCUACAUCAGCGACACGGAGACCUCCACCGUCUGGGACAACGAGACGGUCCGCACCGACUGGGACCGGGCGCGGUCGCGCAAGAGCCGCGAGCAGGAGGAGCUGAGCAGCGAGGCGCAGAACUCAGACGUCCUGCAGUCGCCGCUGGACAGCACGGCCCGGGACGAGCUCUAGGAAACAAACAUACCUCAACACUCACAGACAGAGACGUCGUCCACUGUUCAGUGUCCAGAAAGACGUUUCGCCCGUUAGAUUUGAGAGGCAUGACCGGCAUUUUCAAUGGAUGUCACACGGUGAAAUUAUUACAUGUACUUUAGAUGAGAUGAUAACCUCUGAUUCUCCUGAAAUGCUUGACUGGGUACAGAAACACGGUUGGCUCGGUAAAUAUGAUGCAAUAUCUUGAUUUUAUUGAUUUGAAUGGGAAUCUCAAGGACAUUAUUGACAUUUUAGAUGGUUUAACCUGAUCUGAUGGGUCUUGUUUAACGCUUGUCAGGAGUCCUGGCUGAUCCUUUGCAUUUUGUUAAAUAUCUACGUGAUUUUAGCAUGUCAUUCCUUUAUUACAUGAUUUAAGUGAGUGUUGACUUUUACUCUGUGUGUAAAGCUGAUUUUAUGCAUUAUGGUAAGAAUCAUCGUCAUGUAAAGACAGUUUUUAUCUGAUAGUUGGCUUGCAGAUGACUAAUUUAUUGCUUGUUCAUAGUCCUGGAUGUCAGUGUAAAUACAGAGCCGAUGGACGUUCCCAUCACGUGAACCGCACACAAGUUUUUUGCCUUUUAUUUUCGGGUUUGUUUUUUCAGUUGCCUUAAGAGAUUUGUGUGGGAGAAUAGAUUAAACUGAAUCGGUUUUUAAGUCUAUGCUUGUGUUAAACUAGUGUUUGUGAUAUUUAAUGUGCUAACUCAAGAAAUGGCAGUAAUUAGAUUUAGCCGAGUGAAAAUUGAGUGAAAACAUUUCAUCAUGGAUCAAUCCUUUCUUCUUUUCUGUUUCUUCUGUUUUCUUUUACGUGUUCGUCACAUGUGACUAAUCAGUACGUCUCCUGAAUGUGCCUUUUAUACCAAAAAAUAAAGAAUGUUUCUUAAAGUCUGA